This is a messenger RNA of Fundulus heteroclitus (mummichog), 1423 nucleotides long. It is a transcript of the gene ano8a, whose product is annotated as anoctamin 8a. Gene Ontology annotation, biological process: chloride transmembrane transport. NCBI's taxonomy places the organism in Eukaryota, Metazoa, Chordata, Actinopteri, Cyprinodontiformes, Fundulidae. The coding region runs from base 479 to 1378 and encodes 299 amino acids. Gene Ontology annotation, molecular function: chloride channel activity. The transcript has 7 exons. The record is from RefSeq and is a predicted model, not a curated record. Gene Ontology annotation, cellular component: plasma membrane.
GUUGUACGUGGUUUGCCAUGGAGGGACAUAUUCGGUAUUUUAAUCGGUGGAUAUUUGCUUCGGGUGCCAAAAGCAAUCGUUGUUCCUAAAAUCACUUCUGAUAUCAAAUAAAAACCGUUCAGGGGACCUGGAUGUGGAAGAAAAAUGAUUUGGAAAAUCUAAUGUGCUACAAUAAUUUUAAAAUGAUGUUGAAGAUAAUAUCGAAAUACGCCGGGCCUAUUUAGGACAUAGAUUUGUUUGAAACACUAGUCUGGACGCGUCCCGUUUUCCGUGUGAACCUGUGGCCCGCGCGGUGUCCCCGCUCUGUGUCGUCAUGCAGUCACGACUGGUGCGCGGAACGUGUCCGUGACAUGUUGAUGUCGCUCCUGCUCCUCCCUAGCCGUUCCACAUAGCAGGUGCGGGCUGCCAGAGCUACAGCCGGCGGCCAUGCAUUAACAGCGGGCUCCUCCGUGCUCUGACGGCGGUCUUCCUUCUCCCGAUGAUGGAGCAUUCGGUCACCAGCGCGCAGGCGGCUGAUGCCGACUCUGCCGCAGACGGUGGAAGCAGCAGGAGCAGCGCAGACGGGGCAGGGGAGAGGAUGGAGAGGACGGUGCCCGGGAGCGAGCACCAGGACAGGACCAGCAGCCAGCAGCAGCAGCAGCAGCAGCAGCAAACGUCCGGGAUGCUCGAUAAACUGUUCGGGAAACGACUUCUGCUGGCCAGACAUUAUAUCAACUCUCGCAAGUCCUGGUUAAAGAUGGUUCCAACAGAAAACUGUGACAUCCUGAUGACUUUCCCAGAUACAAUAGAUGACCACACUCUGCUGUGGCUCCUCAAUCAAAUUCGUGUCGGAAUCCCACAAGUCAGCAUCCAGGUCCGACAGCAUAAACACACCCAGGUCCAUGCCUUCUUCAUCACAACAACGUUUGAAAACUUACUGCGAGGAGCGGAGCAGAUGGGCAUGUACAAGGCUGUAAAGCCGCAGUUUGGUGGUGGGAUGCGCCGCUUUUCCUUCGAGGAGGAUAACAUCUAUGAGAACAUAGAGAGCGAGUUGUACUUUUUCACCUCACAGGAGCGCCAAAGCAUCAUUAAAUAUUGGCUGGAUAACCUGCGCGCCAAACAGGGAGAGAUGCUCCACAACAUCCACUUUUUGGAGGGUCAGCCAAUCAUUCCAGAGCUAACAACCCGGGGGGUGAUCCAUCAGAUGUUUCCUCUUCAUGAGCAAAGAAUACUCAACCAGCUGAUGACAUCUUGGGUCCAGGCUGUAUGUGAAAGGCAGCCCCUUGAUGACAUCUGUGACUACUUUGGAGUGAAGAUUGGCAUGUAUUUCGCUUGGCUGGGUUUCUACACAACUCCAUGCUCUAUCCUGCUGUCAUCGGCUUUCUCCUCUGGAUACUAGCAGAAACUGACCAGGUAUCAGAAACCUCUUUCUACUCCACAUUAA